Molecule: messenger RNA, 3032 nt
Organism: Drosophila kikkawai
Lineage: Eukaryota; Metazoa; Arthropoda; Insecta; Diptera; Drosophilidae
Gene: gwl
Product: serine/threonine-protein kinase greatwall
Biological process (GO): intracellular signal transduction; peptidyl-serine phosphorylation
Molecular function (GO): ATP binding; protein serine/threonine kinase activity
Source: RefSeq, a predicted model, not a curated record
AAGAGUAGGCGUUCACACUAAUAUUCGCUACAAAUAAAAAAGGACGCGCUGCUUUAAAUUAUCAUUUGAAAAGUUGUAAAUGUGCAAUAAACAAUCUAUUGGAACGUGUUACCAAUACUCUUUAUAAACGGGCCUGGCUUUGGAACCCGUACAUCAAGCGUUUUGGGAAAACCGCGUUUUUAGUGCGCUACCAGAAUCGAGAAUAUUGGAGAUAUGGAAACCACUGAUGCGACUUCGCAUUCGGAUCCCCACAUCGAUUACAAAACCCCCAAGAAGGCUAACUCGCUGAUCGACAGUGAGCAGUUGCUGGACAAGAUCAAUAUACUGACCACAAAGCCGGAGAAUCACUCCCAGAAUGCAAAGCUUCCCACAAUCAAGGACUUUGUCAUUAUCAAACCUAUCAGCCGUGGCGCCUUUGGCAAGGUGUUUCUGGGCUACAAGAACAACGACUCCAACAGGCUGUUCGCCAUCAAGGUGAUGCGCAAAUCGGAGAUGAUCAACAAGAACAUGGUCUCACAGGUGAUCACCGAACGCAACGCCCUGGCCCUGUCCCGCUCCCAGUUCUGCGUGAGCCUCUUCUACUCUCUGCAGUCGCUGUCCUACGUCUACCUGGUGAUGGAGUAUAUGGUUGGAGGGGAUCUCAAGUCCCUGCUGGCCAUGUACGGUUAUUUUGACGAGGUCACUGCCCGCUUCUAUGUGGCCGAGAUGGUGAUGGCGCUGCAGUAUCUGCAUCAGCACGGAAUCGUCCAUCGGGACAUCAAGCCGGACAACAUGCUGCUCUCGGCCAGCGGCCAUGUGAAGCUCACCGACUUUGGCCUGAGCAAAAUCGAUAUGCGGCGUGAUCUGGAGAUCUCAGAUCUGAUUAACUGCUCGCCAAACUUGAAUGCUCGCACGCCGGGACAGCUGCUCUCGCUCACCUCGCAUUUGUCCUUUGGUUCCGAGAAGAAGUUACAGGAUUAUGGCUCCGUUUUGGCAGGACAAGCUACGGGUAUGAGUGGACUGACCACGGGCACGGGUACCUCCCACCUGCUGCAGGUCAUUAACAAGCAUAGUCUGAUUAUGGAGCUCUCUGACAGUGAGGGCGACACUUCUCUGAACGAAGCAGAGAAGACAAGCGACAGCAAGAUCUCCGGGGUAUCGCCGUUUUUCUCCGCGGAGGAGGUCAAUGAAUCUAUAACGCAUACUUGCACGACCAACAACAAUCCCCAGGACAGCAGCUCCUCUUGCUCCUUUCACACCUGCACCUCGGGGGAUUUGAGCAAGUGUUUGCCUCAGGAACCCACUGGAGCCGAGACAGUGACCAGCAAGCGUCGCGUGGAAUUCGCCCUAGAUACCGUCAACUGUCAGGGCUGCAAGCAGGCCGAGCAGGACAGCAGCAAUGGUGGCAAGCAUUUGCCGAAGCUGGAGACUGCAAACGAUGCUUCGUUUGAGUUUUCCAUGGUGCGCAGGCGAUCGCUCGAGGAGCGCAAAGGCAUCUCAAAGGGGCAGGAGGACUCUGGCGUCUCAAGCCGCAAGGGUGACGACAACUCCAGCUGCCACCUGAACCUGAACAGUGAGAGCACAGCCUCGUCGAUCGAGAAGAACGCUGAGAACCUGAGCCAGUCCAAGGAGGACUUUAGCUGCUCGGACUAUUCGCGCAGCUACAAUCUAACCAAUGCCAACGAAAUGAGCGGCAUCCACAUGAACUCGCCCUUUCGCAACCUGUCCAAGCACUUCAAGCGUCCCGAUUUCCUGCGCGGCAUGAAGCGGAAGAUAAACCUGGUCAACCGUUCAGACAACAUGUCCAGCAUGGAGGCCGAUGGCUCUAGUUCGGGCACCAGCAGCGCCCACACCGGGCUCACCCAGGAAAUUGAGAUCCUUAACAUUGGUAGCAGUACGCCCAAGAAGCGUAAGGCUCGCUCAUCGCCCAUACGGGGAGUGCUCAAGGUGCGCUCCCUCUCCGAUGACGAGCUGCCCAUUAAUCAUCUGCUCGGACCGGAGGCCAAUGUGGCCAACGUGGUCUUCUCCACGCCCGUCUCCUCGCAGAAGCUGCCACGUCGCGAUGGUGGUCUGCUGGGCAAGCUAAAGGCCACCCGGUUCGCUCUGCCCCUGUCCAUAGAGAAUAAGAAACGGGAGCAUGCCACCACGGAGAAGAUGUCCGGUGUGCAGUAUCACCUGAAGCUAGCCGACGAUCCCACAAUGUCGCCCAUUAAUCAUGGAGCAGGGAACAUACCAAAAACACCAAAGAAUGUGAACAUUAACACACCGUUUCGUACCCCGAAGUCGGUGAGGCGAGGAGCUCGGGUUUCCAACGAGCGCAUUCUGGGCACACCCGAUUACCUGGCACCGGAGCUGCUGCUGAAGCAGGGUCAUGGUCCCGCCGUCGACUGGUGGGCAUUGGGAGUGUGUUUCUACGAGUUCAUGACCGGCAUUCCGCCCUUCAACGACGAGACGCCUCAGAAGGUAUUUGACAACAUUCUGAACAAAAACAUCGAAUGGCCGGAAGGCGAUGAGGCAUUGUCGGCGGAUGCCAUGGAGGCUGUGGAACUGCUUCUGACGAUGGAUCCUGCCGAGCGACCGGCCGCCAAGGAAGUACAGCAGAUGCGCCACUUUGCGUGCAUUGACUGGGAGAACAUUGGCAACACGGAGCCGCCGUUUGUACCCACGCCCGAUAAUCCCACGGAUACGGGUUACUUUGAGGCGCGCAACAAUCUGCAGCACCUGCAGCUGUCCAAUUUUGCCGUGGAAGACUGAUGUUUCAAGCGCGCUGUGCCCAUGUUAUUUUUAUUAGUUUUUGUGUAGCAAUAUCCAAGAGUAGACCUUUAAUGUUCACUUGUUAUCGUUCGUCGCUAGCCCUAUUUUUAUUUAUAUUUAUAUUCUCGUUUUAAAUUUCAUUCAAUUGUAUAAUUCAUCAUUUCGAUGAUCAUAAUCGGUCCUGUAUCCCUAAUUUCGGUACUGAAUUCGAGUUUGUUAUUGUAACUACGCUUAAACGAAUAGCUUCAAGUAUAAACCCUCGAGUUGUAUCCAAUAAAGUCAUAGUCUAAAAGAUGAAA